Pomacea canaliculata is the source of this 2204-nucleotide messenger RNA. Its product is annotated as zinc metalloproteinase nas-13-like. Gene Ontology annotation, molecular function: metalloendopeptidase activity; zinc ion binding. The transcript has 15 exons. Gene Ontology annotation, biological process: proteolysis. NCBI's taxonomy places the organism in Eukaryota, Metazoa, Mollusca, Gastropoda, Architaenioglossa, Ampullariidae. The coding region runs from base 178 to 1800 and encodes 540 amino acids. The record is from RefSeq and is a predicted model, not a curated record.
UCGACGACGGAGCUAUUAGUGACUUAAUGACGAACGCGCUGGCGAGUAACAAAGUCAGCCAAGCAGAAAUUACAGCCAUUACAAUAAGUAUUCCCAACUCGAGAUAAAAGAGAGAGAAGCCGUCCUCAAGGCAACAUUUGAUAGUCACGGUCGUUACAGGAGGAAGUGUUAGAGGAUAUGGCGACUCUGUGGUUGGCGGCUUUCCUGCUGACAUCACUUUUUGCACAGGCACAGACGGACACGUACAGACCUCCACCGAAACGCUACAGAAGCAAGACCAUUGAUGAACUCAUCCUUCAGGCCAGCAAGCCCACAAAAACGUGUCGAGACCUCACGUGUACAAUUCCUGUUCAGCAAUUUCCGUGGACCAACGGACCGACAGAUGAACGCCCUCCCAAAACGGGAAUUCGCGAUGACCUAUACACGGCGGAGCUAGACAUGAACCUCACACCCGAACAGAUGACUCGACUUUACGGAGACAAUCACAUCUCCAAAAGGAAGGCGACAGGGGAUGCCAGACUCCGAUGGACCAAUCACACCAUUCCCUACGAGAUCCACAACGGCUCCUUCGAUUCUGACGAGAUAGCGGAAAUUAAAGACGCCAUGUCUGAAUGGGAGAGGCUGACGUGUGUGACGUUCAAGCCUGCCGUAGACAGUGACGUCAACAGAAUCCUUCUCCAAAAUGGCUACGGGUGCAACUCUGCGGUUGGCAUGAUUGGAGGUAUACAAGUCGUGAACUUACAAAAACCCGGAUGUAGAUUUAGAGGCCUGUACCUGCACGAGACAGGUCACGCUAUAGGCCUCGUGCACGAGCACCAGCUACCGAACCGUGACGACUACAUCAGCAUCCGCUACACCAACGUCGACCCUAGCAUGCGGAUUUGGUUCGACAAGUACAGCAAUGACGCCGUGGACCAGAUGGGAGUCGAGUACGACUACUCCUCCAUUAUGCACUACGGCAAGACGGCAUUUUCUUACAAUGGGAAAGCUCAGACCAUCUUCACGAAAGACAAGAGCAAAGAGCAAGAGAUUGGUCAGGUGGCCUUCAAAUCCUUGUCUUUCUCUGACGUCAAGACGGUCAGUCUCAUGUAUGGAUGCAGUAAACACUGUCCAAGUCUGCCUCCUUGCGAAAAUCCAUGUUUUGUGGACAAGCAUUGCAAAUGUUUUUGCAAGAAGGACAUGCCCGAGCGACCAUGUUUGAAUGAGGACAGCGACAAGCAGUGUGACGAGUGGGCUUCACGAGGGGAAUGUGAGGGCAACAGCGAGUACAUGCACAUCAGCUGCCGCAAGUCCUGCAAACUUUGUCAAAGCACCUCAGGUGUCGUAGGUUUUGUGGUGUCAGAAGGAUCAUGUGAAAAUGCAUACGAUGAGAAGAAAUGUACCGACUGGGCUGCCACUGGUGAAUGCCAGAAAAACUCGAUGUGGAUGAGAAGCAACUGCAGGAAAGCCUGUGAUGCUUGUAAGCCGGGCAACGUGUCUGAACAGGUGAAAGGCGAGAACGAAACCAUCUGCAUCAACCAGUAUGGCGACGGGCCAUGCCAGGACUGGGCGGACAAGGGAGAAUGUCAAGCCAACCCCAGCUUCAUGCUCACGGAAUGCCGCAAGGCCUGCGGUCGCUGCCUGAAUAACGAUGGUGAUGAUGAUGCCCCCGACAACGUGACCAAGACCAUCGUCAGUACUGCAGCGUGUAAAGACAAUGAGUCUGCAUGCAAGUCUUGGGCCAAGUACUGUUCAAGCAACACCUACGUCAUUAAAAAUUGCCCCAAAACCUGUAACCGCUGUGAUAAGCUGAGCCUGUAGGAUCGUGGAUGUACAGCCAGAACAGAAGAUAAACAAUUUGAAAGGCAAGUCAACAGAAUGGGUUCUGCCAUUCGAAAAACUAGGAAGACAUUGGAAGACAUCUGGUGGGAAGGGAAGUGGAGCCCCCCAGAGAUUAUGAAAAAUGUCAUUUUAAGCUGGCUAUUAAUGAUGAUGAUGAUUGAUGAUGAUUGAUUGAUUGGAUGACUGGAUGAUUGAUUGAGUGAUUGAUUAUUAUUAAAUUCCCAAUCAUGUGCUCAGACAAUACAGACCUAAUCCUGUAGAAACUUUUACUCUCUAUCCCUCUUGCCUACAGAUGCUGUAUUACCAGGCCCACUGCUAAUGAUUAUACAGCCUAGUGCAACUGUCAAAAGUAGAUCAUCAAAUAUUGUGACUAUGUGUGAACG